Messenger RNA from Spodoptera frugiperda (fall armyworm), 1073 nucleotides. Its product is annotated as CDAN1-interacting nuclease 1. The record is from RefSeq and is a predicted model, not a curated record. The coding region runs from base 191 to 1042 and encodes 283 amino acids. The transcript has 5 exons. NCBI's taxonomy places the organism in Eukaryota, Metazoa, Arthropoda, Insecta, Lepidoptera, Noctuidae.
UUUUUAAAUGUCAACUUAACGCUCAACGUGAUUCGCAUUUGUGUUUAUAUUCAAAACAAUAAUAACUUAAAUUAAUUUUUGUGACUGUGGUUGGUACAAAUCGUGAAAUCAUAUUUAAUUUCAAUACAUAAUAAAUACAGCGCCUCACCUGAUAGUUUUAAGCAGAAGUGGAAACAAUAAAAGCUAAAUAAUGUCGGAAAGUAAAUUAAAUAAUGUAAUGAAAAUAGAUGAAUAUAACGCAAUUGUUAAUGACUUCAAUAAACUGACAUCAUACAGCCGAAAAUCUGAAAAUGAACUGAAGAAGAAAUAUAAACAUUUACCGCAAUCUACUUUGGGUAGCAUAAUAUCGUCAUUAGUUCAGAGAUCAAUGAAACACAGUUACAGAAAAUCUCCGCAAAUAUCCAGCAAAUACCAUGAAUUCUAUGAAGGACUUAUGCGAGACAAGAGUAAAGAAAAUGUAAUUUUGCAGCUCUCGGACUGUCAAGGAAUAAGCCCUGCAUUGUUUGCAAGAUCUCUAUUACAAGGUGUAUAUUCCGACUCGUCUCUAGCCAAGAAAUGCAUCAAAGAUACAACUUUAAUUGAAGACAAGGACUUGGCUUACCAAGUCUUUAUGGGAAUUAUGAAUGACAACCAAUAUGGACCCUAUGCAGAUAUAAUAAAACAGUCAAUAGGAUUAGAAUAUGAACUCAGAUUGGAAAGGGAAUUAAGACUAAUGAAUAUAACAUUUUCUGAUGAAAGUGUUUUAAGGUCUCGUGGCUAUGAUAAAACUCCAGAUUUUAAGUUAGAUGUACCCAUUGCUGUAGAUGGUUUCAUUGUGAACUGGGUGGAGAGUAAAGCACUGUUUGGAGAUGAAGAAAAUCACUCUGGUUACCUAAAGGAACAGUUGACUUGCUACUGGAAUAGAUUCGGGCCCGGCCUAGUUAUAUACUGGUUUGGAUACUUAGAAACAUUGGAUUCAACACCAGAAGUUAACAACAUGUUCAUAUUACGGACCAGUUUUCCCGAAAAAUCUAGUAUUACACAGUAUAAAAUGGAUAUUUAAUUUUAGAAAUAAUAAAGCAAUUUAAUAUAAA